Telopea speciosissima is the source of this 1850-nucleotide messenger RNA. RefSeq names its product protein NUCLEAR FUSION DEFECTIVE 4-like. The transcript has 3 exons. Lineage: Eukaryota; Viridiplantae; Streptophyta; Magnoliopsida; Proteales; Proteaceae. The record is from RefSeq and is a predicted model, not a curated record. Gene Ontology annotation, cellular component: membrane. The coding region runs from base 58 to 1809 and encodes 583 amino acids.
CUCUCUCUCUCUCAUCCAGCAACGAGACUUGUUCUGCAAAUCAUCUUAAAAAAAUUCAUGGCAGGACAGUCUCGUAAAUGGAUGAUUCUGGUGGCUACGAUUUGGAUUCAAGCUUUCACGGGAACUAAUUUCGAUUUCUCUGCUUACUCUACGGACCUCAAAUCGAUUCUUGGGAUAUCUCAGGUUCAACUGAACUAUCUCGCUGUUGCAUCUGAUCUUGGUAAGGCUUUUGGAUGGUCUUCUGGUCUUGCUCUGCUCUAUUUGCCCCUUUGGGUCGUUAUGUUCAUGGCUGCUUCUAUGGGUAUCGUCGGUUAUGGAGUUCAAUGGGCAGUGAUUCAGAACCUUAUCUCUUUGCCUUAUGUCGUGGUGUUUUUAAUGUGCUUGAUAGCAGGGUGUAGCAUUUGCUGGUUUAACACAGUGUGUUUCGUCCUCUGCGUUCGGAAUUUUCCAUCUAACCGUGCCUUGGCCUUAUCUCUCACAAUCAGUUUCAAUGGUGUAAGCCCAGCACUAUACACCUUAGCUGCCAAUUCAAUCAACUCUGAUGAUGAUUCAGUCUAUCUACUUCUCAAUGCCAUCAUCCCUCUUAUCACAUCCUUCGCCGCAUUACUCCCUAUCCUACGCCAACCCUCCGUCGAUACCCCCCUCCUUCAAGAAGCCGUUCGUCGUGACUCCCUCAUUUUCCUCUUCCUCAAUUUCCUUGCCAUCUUCACUGGCCUCUACCUCCUACUUCUCAAUUCAAUUUCAUCCGAUGUAUGGACCAACCGUUUCCUUUUCGCCGGAGCAAUCCUCCUACUAAUACUCCCCUUAUGUGUCCCCGGUGGUGCCAUCGCACGAGAUUGGGCUCAUCGGAAUAUCCAUUCGAGUUUUCGCCUCGAAGGUUCCACUUUCAGUCUUGUUGAUCCUGAUGAUCUUGAGCUUCAUAAAGAGCUCCUUGGACGUGAGAGCAUUAGUAGCCUUGCCAAUGGUGUUGCAUCUAAUUUUGCUGCUGAUCCUAAUCGAACUACUAUUAGUAGUAGUGAUGGUAUUAGUAGUAGUAGGCAAUCUUUAGGAGAGUGCAUAGGGUAUUGCGACAAGGUGGUGUUCAAGGACCAAUUGAUGAUGUUAGGUGAAGAACACUCAGCUACCAUGCUUAUUAGAAGAUUGGACUUCUGGUUGUACUACCUUGCAUACUUCUGUGGGGGUACAAUUGGGCUUGUGUAUAGUAACAAUUUGGGCCAGAUUGCACAGUCGCUCGGGUUUAGUUCGGAGACUACGACGCUCGUCACGCUCUACUCGUCGUUCUCAUUCUUUGGCCGCCUGCUAUCGGCCACCCCGGACUUCAUACGUUGGGCAGUGUAUUUUGCACGCACAGGGUGGCUGUCAAUUGCGCUGGUGCCGACUCCAAUUGCCUUUUGUGUGCUUGCAUUAUCAGGCAGCAGUGCAGCAUUGCAUGUCGGCACAGCCCUUAUCGGCCUCAGCUCCGGUUUCAUAUUUGCAGCUGCCGUAUCAAUCACAUCGGAGCUUUUCGGGCCUAGCAGCAUGGGUGUCAAUCAUAACAUCCUCAUCACCAAUAUCCCAUUAGGGUCGCUUGCCUAUGGUCUUCUCGCCGCAAUCGUUUACGACGCUAAUGUAAAUCCAACCCUCCGGCGACUCGUCAAUCUCGACGAAGAGGCAAUGGUGUGCAUGGGGAGACAAUGCUACCAUGAAACAUUUGUGUGGUGGGCUUGUAUCUCAAUGUUGGGCCUGGUAUCUAGUGUCUUUCUUUUCAUUCGGACUCGACCCGCUUAUGACCAUUUUGAGCAAAACCGGAAAAGGUUGGUUAAUUACUAACAGCCCCAACUCUGGUCAUAGAUGAAUAGGCUUUGAUACCG